Molecule: messenger RNA, 246 nt
Organism: Cryptococcus wingfieldii CBS 7118
Lineage: Eukaryota; Fungi; Basidiomycota; Tremellomycetes; Tremellales; Cryptococcaceae
Exons: 2
Coding region: 1-246 (81 amino acids)
Source: RefSeq, a predicted model, not a curated record
AUGCUCCGAUCUCGCCAGGCCAAGCCCUUUUCACAAGCCGACCAGGGACUGAACCUAACCGCCACCUUCCCCUCCGAGAUCUAUUUCCUCGACACCUGCUCGCCCUUGGUCUACAAACACGUCACCCUCAAUGAGGGCAAUGCGGACAAUUUCUUCCUUGGCCUGGCGGAUGGCAAGAUGAAGAAGGGCGAAAUGCAACAGGUACCAGACAAGCGAGUCCUUGGUGAUAUCACUUGGCUAGGUUAA